AUGCCCCGUAGUCCGAUAUUAGGUCUGGAUUUCAAAAAGGUGCCUUCUGCCAUCUACACUAUCAACCACAUCAAUGAUCGGAUUCUUGGAAAGGCUGUAAUAAUCUUUAGACUAUGUUGGCUUUGCAUCUGCACGCCAACCGACAGACCCCGCAGCAUCAAUGAUAUCGUCCAGCAGGACUUACGCUCACCCAACCAGCGGAAUACAGUCUCGAAUGAACAUGGUUAUCAGAUCAAUGAAUUACAUCAGUCACAUCCCGAAAUCCAACGUAUUUUCAAACUGUAUCAAAUGAACCUCGUAAUGAUUGAGACAAACUUAGGAGAAAUUGACAGGUUGGAAUAA
Dibothriocephalus latus is the source of this 342-nucleotide messenger RNA. Lineage: Eukaryota; Metazoa; Platyhelminthes; Cestoda; Diphyllobothriidea; Diphyllobothriidae. The record is from the annotation of a GenBank genome assembly.